Molecule: messenger RNA, 1485 nt
Organism: Postia placenta MAD-698-R-SB12
Lineage: Eukaryota; Fungi; Basidiomycota; Agaricomycetes; Polyporales; Adustoporiaceae
Product: glycoside hydrolase family 5 protein
Exons: 9
Coding region: 1-1257 (418 amino acids)
Biological process (GO): glucan catabolic process
Cellular component (GO): cell surface; extracellular region
Molecular function (GO): beta-glucosidase activity
Source: RefSeq, a predicted model, not a curated record
AUGUUCCCCCUGCGGCGUACCAGUACGGCUCUCUCCUUGCUCAGCCUGCUCGCCGUCCGUGUCCGGGCAGACAACCCUAUAACCCCAGGGUUUUCUUACGGCUCCGAGACAGUGUAUGGUGUGAACCUCGGAGGAUGGCUUCUACUCGAGCCGUGGAUCACUCCCAGUCUAUUUGACAACACUGGCAAUGAUAAUAUCGUCGAUGAGUGGACAUUCUGUGAGCUCCAGGACACCACGACCGCGACUGAGGCUCUCCAAAACCACUGGGAGACCUGGAUCACGGAGAUAGAUAUAGCGGACAUCGCUGCUGCAGGCCUAAACCACGUCCGACUACCCGUCGGAUAUUGGGCGUUCGAGGUCGGCGCUGGAGAGCCGUACAUCCAAGGACAGCUGCUCUACUUGGAAUCAGCCGUCAGCUGGGCUGCCAACUAUGGCGUCAAGGUGAUAAUAGACCUGCACGGCGCCCCGGGAAGCCAGAACGGCUACGAUAACUCGGGGCACAGGCUGUCCUAUCCUGAGUGGCAGUCGAAUUCGACGAACGUCCAGCGGACGGACUCUAUCAUCAAAACGAUUAUUUCCAUGUACGCUAACAACCCCGAUAUCGUCCCUAUCAUCGCGCCAUUGAACGAGCCGGCGGGAUAUGACGGCUCAGCCGUUCUGGACGUUCUAACCCAAUACUACUACGAUUCAUACGGAAACAUCAGGCGAGAGAGUAACACUGUCGUAUUGCUCCACGAUGCGUUCCAGCCUCUGAGUUACUGGUCGGGUUACAUGACCGCCCCCGAUUGGCAAGGCGUCGCAAUGGACACGCAUAUCUAUCAGGUGUUCUCGCAGGCGGAGGUAGAAUAUUCGUAUUCUCAACACAUUAGUGCCGCAUGUGCCUAUGCUUCGUCGCUCUCAGGGUUUGAUCUUUGGCUCAUCGUCGGAGAAUGGUCGCCUGCACCGAACGACUGCGCGACGUAUCUGAACGGGCGUGGUGUUGGUGCCCGAUACGACGGAUCGUAUCCGGACUCGACAUACGUCGGCAGCUGCAGCGGCUUGACAGGCCUCUCGACGUCCUUCAGCACUGAUUACAAAACUUUCCUGAGGCAGUACUGGGAAGCUCAGGCGAUUGCGUUCUCUGCGGGCGCGCAAGGGUGGAUUAUGUGGACCUGGAAGACGGAGAGCGCGGACGAGUGGUCGUAUCAGGCCGGCCUUGCUGGCGGCUGGAUACCGCAGGACCCGACAGACUACGAGUAUCCGGACAUCUGCUCCUGAACACGUUCCGCGCAUAGCUCACGGCCCCAUUUCCGCCUUUCUGAUGAAUUUACGAUUUCACUUCUUAUCUGACAUUCCCAAUUCGUUGACCUCUCCCCGUGUAUCAUCGCAACUGACGGCAUGUAUCAUUCACCUGUUUCCCCAUACUCAUGUUCGCGAUUCUUCCCUAGUCCUGAUUAGUUUGACCGCGCCUCUUGCGUCAUUGUGCAAUCAUCGUCGAUUUAGAUC